Tinamus guttatus (white-throated tinamou) is the source of this 1222-nucleotide messenger RNA. It is a transcript of the gene TXN2, whose product is annotated as thioredoxin 2. Gene Ontology annotation, biological process: cell redox homeostasis. Gene Ontology annotation, cellular component: mitochondrion. Lineage: Eukaryota; Metazoa; Chordata; Aves; Tinamiformes; Tinamidae. The record is from RefSeq and is a predicted model, not a curated record. Gene Ontology annotation, molecular function: protein-disulfide reductase activity.
AUGUUUCCAGGGUCGAACCUGGCAAGUUCCCUGUUGGGAGCUGGCGGGCAGGAGCGGUGGCCGCUCAAGGGCCGGUCCGUUACGCACGUCGGGGAAGAGCAGCAGGCAGCGCCCUCCUGCAGUCGCUGGUCGCAGCGGGAUUGCACUUUGGCGCCGGUGCCUGUGUCGCUGGGUUGUGCGUCGCGUGGAAGUGAAUCGUUGCCUGUGCCUCCGCCGCCCCGCGGCCCCGCGGCCCCCAGCAGGGCCCUGGCCACCCCCGCGGGCUGCGGGAGCACCUUCAACGUGCAGGACGGCAGCGACUUCCAGGAGCGCGUCGUGAACAACCCCAAGCCCAUCGUGGUGGAUUUCCAUGCACAGUGGUGCGGGCCCUGCAAGAUCCUUGGCCCCAGGCUGGAGAAGAUGGUGGCCAAGCAGGAGGGGAAGGUGCUGAUGGCUAAAGUGGACAUUGAUGAUCACACGGACCUUGCUAUUGAGUACGAGGUGUCAGCAGUGCCAACCGUGCUCGCCAUGAAGAACGGAGACGUUGUGGAUAAGUUUGUGGGCAUAAAAGAUGAGGAUCAGCUGGAAGCAUUCCUCAAGAAACUCAUCGGACCCUGAAAUGAAAAGGUGGCUGUUGCUCUACCUCUGGACGCGUCCAUGUCAUGCAUUCCUUGCCUGGGAGAGCCGAGGGCGCAUGACCUGCCCGCCUUCUAAAACCUGGCGGUUUGUUCUGUCUGGGGGUGCUUAAGAGAUGAACAAUGUUGUAACCUUUCCUUCCCGCUCCCCCCUUCUCUUGGGCAGCAGUAGGUGCAGGAGGUGCUGAGGAGCGUGGCUGCUCAUUCUCAAAGGGGAGAAUGUGGCUGGAAUCAGGAGCCCGUCUUUAUCAGCAAAGGGCUGACGUGCAGAACUGCUGCUGAGUUAGAGGAAUGUUUUUUCCCUUUGCCUAGUGUCAGAUAGCCCAGAGCAGAGGGCAGUUACUCCCUGCCAGACGUGUGCACAUACCUGCCCUGGGUGGGUUUGUUGAAAGCCAAGAAUGCGUCUGCAUUGUCUGUGAAACCUGCGUCCUUGUCCCUCUGUCCUCGUGUUGCUGGGGCACGUAUGAGUCUCCUGCAGAUCUGUGCGCUCCUGUCUUUUAUAAGAGGAAAUAGAAGUAUUUUGUGGGUCUCCUUUUGUAGGUCUGUAAUAAAGAUAACUUUAUUGAUCAGUUCUAUACACUUGGAGAAUAAAACUUGAUUCUCUGAAA